AUGGACUACAACGUAUUUGAGGCGAUACACGAGCAACAAAGCAACACAUCUGACAUGGAUCUCUCCGAAGAAGAUAACAACCCAUUCGUCGGAACUCAUCACCUAUAUGCUUCUGGCAUUGGGACUACUAUCGGCGAAGCUCAUCCGGCGAACGUGAAUUCUCCACCUUCUUCGUCGUCUUUGCCAUCUAGCCCAGCACAUUCCUCUUCUUCUGGCUCUUCUAGAGCAUCCACGUCAUCUUCAACCUCCUCCCAUGCCGUUGUGGAAGCUGAUGCGGAGACUGAGCCAUUUGUUUCCUUGUCGAUGUCUACUACUGCGACCAUCAGCAAAGUUGCUCCCCAUGAUGCGAAUGGGACCGAACAGAUCCAAAUCAUUGAUGCUGGUGAUUUUAAAGAUCCCUGGGGAAAACACGCUAUCGGCUAUGUAAUCGUGUAUGAAAAUAACAAGAUUAUCAGGAGGUACUCAGAAUUUCAUUCUUUAAGGCAAUCUUUGACUAGACUCCUCCCCACUAUAAUUAUUCCACCCAUUCCAUCCAAACAUUCUCUCCUCAAAUACAUAUGGAGCCCCAUAAACGCCACAAAUGAUUCCAAAAUCAUCUCUACUAGAAAGAAAAUGCUCAAUUCAUUCUUGUGCAACUGUUUAGACAUCCAAGAAAUAAACAAUGAUAUUGUUUUCCGAAAAUUUUUAAACCCUGAAUUUAACUGGAAAGAUGUUUUAAGCUCUUCGCCGAUAAUCAUACUCCCCUUGAACAACCUUUUAGCUCCACCUUUAAAUCCAACAAAGCCAAGCCCCUUUCAUUCUAUUUUACCAAUUCCAUCCAACUCAUCUCUGAAAAACUAUAAUUCGAUUUGGCAACAACACAUCACAAUAAAAAGUCACAAUGAAGUUUCUAACCUGCCAACAGAAAUUUUACAAAACGAACCUCAAUUUACACAUAUUGAGAAUUUAUUUCAAAAUUAUAAACGAAUAAUCACGCACCUAUUAAAAAACAUAAGAUCAAACAAAUCUCAUUUCCACUCUUUAUCCACAUAUUUUGCUGAAUUGGGCGCAUAUUAUAACGCCUUUAGUUUGGAAAACGACAUAACCAUGCCUAACAGCCACCGUGAACCUAAAAGCAUCUCAAAAAACCCAAUGAUGGAAAUUAUCAGUCAUAUCGAAAAGACAGGCCACUCAUUCGAUAUUAUAUACAUAUCUUCCGAGAUCUUAAUUGAGAAAUACAACUCUAUUCUCGAGGACCCUAUUAACGAAUUAUUGCAAUUCCUAAAUGAGUCAUUCAGGGUUCUAAAUUUCAAGAAAUUGAAGUUUCUGCAAUUUAAAAUCUUAGAGAGGCUAAUUAUCGAAAAAGAGACCAAACUUUCGAGUCUUACUGAGAUCGAAAACCAACUACAAAAGAUCAACGAGAGCCUAAUGCAGUCCACUGCAUUGACAGAUGACAAUUACAAAGAUACAAAGGCUGUUGACCUAACAUUUGCUAAAAAGGACAUAAGAUCGCUAUCAAAGUCAAGUUCAAAUUCAAGCUCAAGUGGACAUCAAAACGAAAUUCAUAUAGGCACAAGUAAACUAAACUAUAAAACGUCUACACCAACAAUGAAUCUCAAUAAAUUAGAAAUCAAACAAUUAACAGAACAAGAAAGAUCUAAACAGAUAAAACAGUUAAACCAAGAUUUAUCCAAACUGAAAGAUUGUUUAUCAAUUUCUAUAUCAGACAUGCUACAAAUUAACAGUUCGUCAUACAAUAGCUUAAUGCAUACAUACAAUCAUAUUCAUUUGUCCAUUGGCAAAAUCUUGAAGCUUUUCACAACUAGCUUCAAAGCAUGGAUCAAAGAGUGUCUGAAGAACUGGAAACUGGCGAAGUUACAAAUCGAUCAGGCCCUAUAA
Messenger RNA from Saccharomyces paradoxus, 1878 nucleotides. It is a transcript of the gene SNX41, whose product is annotated as Snx41p. The transcript has a single exon. Gene Ontology annotation, molecular function: phosphatidylinositol binding. Gene Ontology annotation, biological process: retrograde transport, endosome to Golgi. The record is from RefSeq and is a predicted model, not a curated record. Lineage: Eukaryota; Fungi; Ascomycota; Saccharomycetes; Saccharomycetales; Saccharomycetaceae. Bases 1 to 1878 code for a protein of 625 amino acids.